Vanessa tameamea is the source of this 850-nucleotide messenger RNA. RefSeq names its product chorion class CA protein ERA.1-like. Gene Ontology annotation, cellular component: egg chorion. Lineage: Eukaryota; Metazoa; Arthropoda; Insecta; Lepidoptera; Nymphalidae. Gene Ontology annotation, molecular function: structural constituent of egg chorion. Gene Ontology annotation, biological process: chorion-containing eggshell formation; multicellular organism development. The record is from RefSeq and is a predicted model, not a curated record. The coding region runs from base 47 to 490 and encodes 147 amino acids. The transcript has 3 exons.
UCAUAGUCAUUGUAUAUUCAGCUACUUUGGAUACGCACCAAGCAUCAUGUCUACCUUCGCUUUCCUCCUCCUCUGCGUCCAAGCUUGCUUGGUUCAGAAUGUGUACAGCCAGUGUCUGCGUGGUGCUGCUGGACCUAUUGGGUGGGACGCUGGAGUAGCUGGCUGCGGCUGGGGUCCCGGCGUUGCUGGCGUAGGCUGGGAAGGUGGAUUCGCUGGGCCCGUUGGCUACGGCUGGGGUCCCGGCGUUGCUGGCGUAGGCUGGGAAGGUGGAUUCGCUGGUCCCGGUGCUUGGGGCUGGGGUUCCUACGGAGGUGCCGGUGUUGGUGAUGUAGCAGUUGCCGGUGAAAUGGGCGUCGCUGGUAACACACUUGUCGCUGGUCAAGUGCCAAUCCUUGGUGCCGUCGAGUUCGGAGGCAUCGUGCCAGCUGCUGGAGCUGUCUCCAUUGCUGGUAGCUGCGGUUGCGGCUGCGGCGGUGGUUACAUUUACUGAGAAAUUGUAACAUGAUCAACGAAAGACCGUUUCCUAACGUAAAUUAAACAAUUUCAUUGUCUCUCAAAUGUCAUCUUUCAUUUGUACUCAUUUAAACCUCAUUUUUUACUUUAAAGCUCUGUAUCUCGCAAGACUAUUCUAUAAUUAGUCACAAAACAUAAUAGUUACAAAAAUGGCUUUCAAGUUUUUGUUGUUCUCUCUGUCAAUCCUUGGAUCUGUGUUUAGAAAUCCAAGGAUUGACAGAGAGAACAACAAGAACUUGAAAGCCAUUUUUUGUAACUAUUAUGUUUUGUGACUAAUUAUAGAAUAGUCUUGCGAGAUACAGAGCUUUAAAGUAAAAUAUGAGGUUUAAAUGAGUAC